CUUCCUGGCUGGGAAGGAGCUGCAGAAACGGCCGGAGGACUGGCCCCUUCAGGAGCCGGGACUGAGCUGAGGGGGUCCCGGGCGAGGGGGCGUCACCAUGGGGAGCCCCCAGAGCAGCGCCCCUCUGGAGGCCCUGAGCCCUCGGCCCCGGGCGCGCUAAGGUCACGGGUGGGAGCUGCGCGCGGGAGGCUGCCGGACCGCACCCUGCACCAUGGCGCUGCUGAAAGUCAGCUUUGACCAGAAGAGGCGGGUCAAGUUGGCCCAGGGGCUCUGGCUCCUGAACUGGCUCGCGGUGCUGGCCGGCACCGUGGUCUUCGGCCUGGGGCUCUUCCUGAAGGUCGAGCUCCGGAAGAGGAGUGAUGUGAUGGGCAACUCGGAGAGCCACCUGGUGCCCAACUCCUUGAUCGGGGUGGGGGUGCUGUCCUGUGCCGUCCACGCUCUGGCCGGCAAGGUCUGCUACGACGCCCUGGACCCGGCCAAGUACGCCAAGUGGAAGCCCUGGCUGAGGCCGUACCUGGCCGCCUGCGUCCUCCUCCAGGCGGCCCUCCUGCUGGCGGCGCUCUGCUGCCUCCUCCUGCGCGGCUCCCUGGAGAGCGCGCUGGCCCUGGGGCUCCGGCAGGGCCUGCGGUUCUACCGCGACACGGACACGCCCGGCCGCUGCUACAUGAAGAAGACCAUCGACCUGCUGCAGAUCGAGUUCAGAUGCUGCGGCAACAACGGCUUCCGGGACUGGUUUGAGAUUCAGUGGAUCAGCAACCGCUACCUGGACUUUUCCUCCAAGGAAGUCAAAGACCGCAUCAAGAGCAACGUGGAUGGGAGGUACCUGGUGGACGGUGUCCCCUUUAGCUGCUGCAACCCCAACUCGCCACGGCCCUGCAUCCAGUACCAGCUCACCAACAACUCGGCGCACUACAGCUACGACCACCAGACGGAGGAGCUCAACCUGUGGGUGCGAGGCUGCAGGGCCGCCCUGCUGAGCUACUACAGCAGCCUCAUGAACUCCAUGGGUGCCGUCACGCUCCUCGUCUGGCUCUUUGACGUGACCGCCACGACUGGGCUGCGCUACCUGCACACGGCACUGGAAAGUGUGUCCAAUCCCGAAGACCCCGAGUGCGAGAGCGAGGGCUGGCUGCUGGAAAAGAGCGUGCCAGACACCUGGAAGGCCUUUCUGGAGGGCCUGAAAAAGCUGGGCAAGAGCAACCAGGUGGAAGCCGAGGGCGCAGGUGCAGGCCAGGCCCCCGAGGCUGGCUGA
This is a messenger RNA of Myotis daubentonii (Daubenton's bat), 1252 nucleotides long. RefSeq names its product peripherin 2 (gene PRPH2). Gene Ontology annotation, cellular component: plasma membrane. Gene Ontology annotation, biological process: visual perception. Lineage: Eukaryota; Metazoa; Chordata; Mammalia; Chiroptera; Vespertilionidae. The record is from RefSeq and is a predicted model, not a curated record.